This is a messenger RNA of Colius striatus (speckled mousebird), 4260 nucleotides long. It is a transcript of the gene GMFB, whose product is annotated as glia maturation factor beta. The coding region runs from base 92 to 520 and encodes 142 amino acids. The transcript is spliced from 7 exons. The record is from RefSeq and is a predicted model, not a curated record. Gene Ontology annotation, molecular function: Arp2/3 complex binding; actin binding. Gene Ontology annotation, cellular component: actin cortical patch. Gene Ontology annotation, biological process: negative regulation of Arp2/3 complex-mediated actin nucleation; actin filament debranching. NCBI's taxonomy places the organism in Eukaryota, Metazoa, Chordata, Aves, Coliiformes, Coliidae.
CGCAGCCCAGUGAGCAGGCGGCGGGCGGCGGGGCGGUGGCUGCCGUUGUUGGCGCGCGAGCGGCGGUGGCGGUCGGUCGGGCGCGCGCAAGAUGAGUGAAUCCCUGGUGGUUUGUGAUGUGGCUGAAGACCUGGUGGAGAAACUGAGAAAAUUCCGGUUUCGUAAAGAAACCAACAACGCUGCCAUUAUAAUGAAAAUCGACAAGGAUAAGCAGUUGGUGGUACUGGAUGAGGAGCAUGAGGGUAUUUCUCCUGAUGAGCUAAAAGAUGAGCUGCCCGAGAGACAACCACGAUUUAUUGUGUAUAGUUACAAGUAUCAGCAUGAUGAUGGAAGAGUUUCUUACCCAUUGUGCUUUAUCUUCUCCAGUCCAGUUGGAUGUAAGCCUGAACAGCAGAUGAUGUAUGCUGGAAGCAAGAAUAAGCUUGUACAGACAGCUGAACUCACUAAGGUAUUCGAAAUAAGAAAUACAGAAGACCUCACUGAAGAAUGGCUGCGUGAGAAACUGGGCUUCUUCCAUUAAGAAAACCUCUGUAAUAAGUAUUUAUGUACCAUCCUGAUGAUACUGGAACCAGACAUGAAUACUUGCAUCUAAGAAAUGCACUAUAUUUACAUCUGUCUCCUGCGGUAUCUCUCUUGUGCAAAGUUUGUGCGAAGAAUAGCAGGUCUGUCUCCUUGAAGUAACAAAUCUUUGCAGGUGUUUCCUUAUUUGUACCUUUUAAAAGGGAAUACUCCUCUGCAGGGACUCCUUUUGCACUCUUGUGACUAAUAUUUCUAUAAUUAGUUCAGUUCUGGAUUUCUAUCUAUCUACAAACAUAAUUUGGAAGCUGACGCUAACUUUUUCUGAGCUACAAAUGCAUCCUUACGACAUAUACUAGCCAUUUAUAUGCAGGAAUUAUGUACUGUCACUUCUCAGACUGAGACUUAAUGUCUUCUCAGUUUUGAAAACUACUCCCUGGAAGCAUUUCGUAUUAUAAAGACAAAAUCAUUGUACAGCAAAUCCAUCCAUUUAUCCUGUCAUCAAGUCCAUGGGAACUUUCACAGAUCCUUGAACUAAUUUUUGUCAUUCCAGUAAUUCCUCAGUUGACUGAAUCGAUCUUACUAAAUUUCAGGGCAAAUCUUUGACUGUCCAGUUCUCAUGCUACCACAGUCUUAGAGGAACUAGGUGAUAACUAAGGGCUGAAUGACAACUCUGGUGACUCUUGUACCAGUUGUCUUGCAUCUAGAACUUAAUCCACUGUAAAGAAGUUUACCUCUCUGCUCAUUUCCUGUUAUACAAACACCUGUUAAUACUGUGUGCCUUUAAUUUGUUAGCUUUAAAAUGACUUGAGAAUUUUACACUGCCAUUUACUACAAAUUUGGUAAAACUUUUGUUAAAGAAUCCAAGUAAUAUUUUUUCCUAGUGCCUAGUGUUGCAGUUGACAUCUGUAAAAAAAGGAAAACAAAGCUAACCUCAUUUUCUUUGAAAUUCCAGUCAUCUGCUCCAUUUGUAGGAGUCAGGAGGUUAAAUCUUUUCAUGAUAAUGAAUGAUUUGUAUCUCUCUUGUUAUGAAAGUUGGCCACACGUAGCUUUUGAGUACUUUAAUUACAGCUUCUAACUUUCUUAACUUCAAAAUUACAUUCCAGAUGAAGCUUUUGCAUAAGUAAUAAUUUGAUUUUUUUGUUUACUUAUGGUUCAUCUCUUUGAAACAGCAAAUAUUCUAAUGUGAAAAUAGUAUUUAACUUUUAUAAAUGACCAGUCUUUUUACAGGUCUGUUUUAUAUGGAAUAGAGUAGUUGUCUGCUGCAGGACGUGAUCAGCCCGUGCAGUGUCAGGAGGACAGUGUUCAUGUGAUGGUAUCUCACUGUCUUGCUCAUGAGUGUUUGUUGUGCUGCUGAAAAAGGAUCAGUGUGAGAGCAGCUUCCUGUCGAUAACACACCUUAAAAUACAGCUGCCCUAACAAAUCUGUUUGGUGAGAAGGAAUGCAGUGUUACAUUUGGAGGCCAGUAUUUCAUGCUGUGAAACCUUUGCUGAAAGGAGAUUUGUUUUUCAUUUGUAAACUUAUGUCCUGUUAGUGUUAAACACUAAUUUCUCUAAGAUCACAAGGAAUUCAUUUGCAAAGGUCCUCGGUGUUGGUAAAACCUCUUCUUAGUUUGAUGUUACUGCUCAUUUAUUUGUAUGCAAAUGUGACUUGAACUUCUCAAAAUACAUGUUAAAGUGAUGCAAUUAAGUUCAUCUUUCAGUGUGGGAAAGAAAUGCUUGUAAUUCAUUUUCUGUGUAAGUGUAGUGAACUGGAAAAACAAUUUCAUUUCCCUAGAUGAAAAAAAAUUGACUAUGAAACAGCUGCCUGAUCAUUCUGUACUACACAUCAAUUAAAACAAUGUCUUUUGUGACAAACAUUGUAUAAAUAAGAUUUUGGCUUAAAGAAUAGUGUCAUUCGAAGCACCAGUCUUGAAGCAGCAAGGAUGUUUUGUUGGCAUUCUGCUAAAGGUAAAGGUCAAGGUACAGCUUUGGUGAGAAGGAAGCUGCCACUUAUAACAUUCCGCUUGAUUUGCAGUGGGGAAAACUGGAUUAAUCACCUUUGUAACUGUACUUUGUGCACUGGUGUGCUUCCAGCAUCUAUCUGAGUGCUGCUCAUGCAGGUCUUGAUAAAAAUAAAGGGGCCAAUCACGGGUGGAGAAGGGAGGAGAUGCUGCAAAUGGUUGAAUUUAAUUCUUCAUCUCUGGAUUGCUCCACCUACUGCCAAGAAAAUACUGCCACUUGUGGCAAUACCUUUGGUCCAAGAUUUUGCUUUCACUUCAGAUGUUAACAUUGCCUCCACUUAAGGACUUUCUGCCUUGUGUGCUGCCCCUCAAGUCUCUUGGAGAGCAAAGAGAUCCUGAUGACUGUUAAAGCCCCACUUUCUUGGGAAAGGGCAUAAUGAUGCUGCUCAGCCCACCAGUGUUAUUCUUGAAACAGUCUUGCUUGGUAGCUGUCUUUCCUUCCCUGAUCUGAGCUGUGGGAGCAAGGAAGCAGCUGAAGGUACUUGGAGAAUGAGUGUGCAGAGGAUGUCAGCCAUUCUGGGCUUGUUUGUGGUUUCCUUGUUUUUUAUGCAGUGUUUUGACACAGCUGCCUGCUGCUUACUGUCCUAGGCUCUGGAGAUACAGGUAGUGCUAAUACUUGAUUAAACAAAGAUAUUAAUGAUGUCGAUCUUUCCUGCACAGAUAAUACUUGUUUUCAUAACAUGCUUUUCCCACCUUAUCUUUGGAAUGGUAUUUUCCAUAGUGCCUCCCUGUUAAGAUCAGUGGGAGGCAGAUGUGUCCGUGGUCAGGAUGUUCUAACUGCUCUUCUGAAUCAGCCAUCUGUAAUCAUCCAUCUGUCUUUGAGUUUUCUCUAAAGAGGGUUCAAACUAAAGGAUAUCAAUUAAGGAAUGUCACCUAUGGGAGCCUUUGUAGCUAAAGGUCUGAGAGUCAGCAUUUUCCAUUGUGAGCUCCUAUUUUUCAGGAGUUAGUAAGUUGGCCAUAAAAUCCUUGGCCUGGAGUCUCUCCAAGGGAGACUUGCCAAAAUUAACCUGGUUUGCUUUAAGUAUUGAAUAGAAGGCUGAGAUACAGCUUUUGUAAUCAUGUGAAUUGAUGAACUGAGCUGAAUUAAAGCAUGAGUUUGCAUGUCAGUCUGUAAAACGGACUUGUUGGAAUAUUUUUAACAAAAGAAAAAUUAAAUGCUGUUAUUUGCUGGUUAAAGUGUGUUUCUCGUAUCAUGAAUACUGGUUUGAGUUAGCAAAGGAGGCAAUAACGCAGGUGUUGACACUUUUUCACUUCUCCAAAGGAGCAUCUUACACAUUUGUACCAGGAUGCCACUUUUGUAUCUUAAGUUGUAAAAUAGCUAGUCCAGAAACAAUACUAAACUGUGAUCAGGAGUCCGAAUCAAACAUACAAAAGCAAAGGAGUUAAUUCCUCGCUUCAGUGUGCUCCAAACAGAGAUGUCACACGCCGUGUUCUAAUACCUCUAGUGUCUGAGAAGGGCAGCAGUGAUGCUCUGGCUUUUGUUACGUGAUCCAGACAUGCUGUGAGCCCUGUACUGGGAUGUAUUGGGGUUGGCACCAGUGCUGUGAGUGGCAGAAGGGGCAAGAGCUUCAUGGCCAGUUUUGAGAGUUUGGCAAUUCCACAUAUUUGACAAUACCCAUAACCAGUACAACUUCCAUAUGCCUUUAGUCUCUGCUAGUUCACAUUGCAUGUCCACUUUAAACCAAAUCUUUUUUUGCUAAGCAUGGUGCUUGUAUUGGUUUAAAUAAAAUGUUUAAUUAAGA